CCCGAGUCUCGACAGAGUAAUAAUAACGACAACAAUUCUCCAGCCCACACAAACGCAAUCAACGUGCGAAAUGAGUUCUUCGACAUUCUACAUAACAUUUCUAUUCGGUAUUGCGAUGCUGAUUUCAUGUGGCUACGGGACAUUUACGACAGAACAAAUCGAUUAUUACGGAAGAGCCUGCAAAGCAAGCGAAGAUGACCUCGUCGUAGUCAAAUCCUACAAGGUACCAUCUACAGAAACUGGAAAGUGUCUGAUGAAAUGCAUGAUCACCAAACUAGGACUGCUGAACGACGAUGGUUCGUACAACAAAACUGGCAUGGAAGCGGGAUUAAAGAAAUACUGGUCGGAAUGGUCUACGGAGAAGAUCGAGGCUAUAAACAACAAGUGUUAUGAAGAAGGUUUACUUGUGCCAAAGGAGGUAGUAGCGACGUGCGAUUACUCAUACACUGUGAUGGCAUGUUUGAACAAGCAAAUGGAUCUCGACAAGUUAACUUGAAACUCUUGAGUAUGUUGAAGAGUGGACCGAGUGGACCGAAAUGAUAGUCAAACGUAGCUAGAUAUUUUUUUUUCAUUUUAAAACCCAUUUAUUACAACAGUUAUAAUAAUUUGAAUACUCAAACACUUUAUAUUAUACAAU
Acyrthosiphon pisum (pea aphid) is the source of this 637-nucleotide messenger RNA. RefSeq lists its product as uncharacterized. Gene Ontology annotation, molecular function: odorant binding. The transcript is spliced from 7 exons. The record is from RefSeq and is a predicted model, not a curated record. NCBI's taxonomy places the organism in Eukaryota, Metazoa, Arthropoda, Insecta, Hemiptera, Aphididae. Gene Ontology annotation, biological process: sensory perception of smell. The coding region runs from base 71 to 496 and encodes 141 amino acids.